GGCGCGGAGGCGGAGCGGAUCACCCGGGGGCGGGGCGGAGCCUUCCGAAACGUCCUGCCUGUGUCCUACAGGGUACAGUUCAUUUUAGGAGAGAUUCCUGGGUUCCCUGUUAAAGUAGGACUUCUGUCCCCAUUAGGUACGACUCUGCCCUCCGUCCCCUCUGUGGUCCCCUCAGUGUAAGCCGGCAGAUGGUCUAGUCCAGGGCCGCCCGUGGACCGCAGCGAGACCCGAGACCGAAAGGCAGGCCGCGCACGCAUGCGCAGAGGCGCAGCAUGGGGGCGGGAGCCGCUAAGCCCCUUCCCCGCCGCUGUGAAGAUCAUUGCUAGGAGGAACUCUGGGUACAAUUAUGAACACAGUGUGUGUAAUAAUGGCUCACAUCUUAAGAUCUCAUCUGAUAAAUGCUUCAAUGGUACCGAAUCGAAUGAAAAUGCCUCCAUAUCUUGGUGUCAUUAGAAACAGAAUGAUGUCAACUCAGAAAUCCAAAAAGAAGAUGAGAGACUAUUACAGGUUGCUGAAUCUGGAUGAAGGAUGCUCUGCAGAUGAUGUCAGGGAAGCUUUUCAUAAGCUUGCCAAGCAAUACCACCCAGACGGUGGUUCUAGUACAGCGGAUUCAGCAACAUUCAUACAGAUCGAAGAAGCUUAUAGGAAGGUGCUUUCCCACGUGGUAGCACAAGCAAAUGCCGGACAGAAUAAAGUUGAAGAAGCAGAGGAAGAGGAAGAAAAGUUCAAAUAUAAAACACCCCAACACCGACAUUAUUUAAGUUUUGAAGGUAUUGGUUUCGGAAGUCCCAGUCAACGAGAGAAGCAAUAUAGGCAAUUUAGAGCAGACCGUGCAACUGAACAAGUGAUGGAAUAUCAGAAGCAGAAAUUACAAAGCCAGUAUUUCAUUGAUAGCGUAAUUGUUAAAGAUGUAAGACAGAGUAAAGAACAAAAGAUAACUCAGGCUAUUGAGCGUUUAGUAGAGGAUCUCAUUCAGGAAUCAAUGGCAAAAGGAGACUUUGACAAUCUCAGUGGGAAGGGAAAACCUCUAAAAAAAUUUUCUGGCUGUUCAUAUAUUGAUCCCAUGACUCACAACCUGAACAGAAUAUUGAUAGAUAAUGGAUACCAACCAGAAUGGAUCCUCAUGCAAAAGGAAAUAAAGGAUACUAUCGAUCAACUCAGAGAGGCAAUUUUAGUGUCAAGGAAAAAACUUGGGAAUCCAAUGACACCAACUGAACAGAAACAGUGGAACCAAGUUUGUGAGCAGUUUCACGAAAACAUCAGGAAACUGAACAAGCGAAUUAAUGAUUUUAAUUUAAUUGUUCCCCUCUUGAGCAGGCAAAAAGUCCAUUUUGAUGCACAGAAAGAAAUUGCCAGAGCCCAGGAAAUAUAUGAAGCCCUUAUAAAAACAAAAGAAGUCACAGAUAAAAACCCAAACAACACUGAUCAGGGAGAAGGGGAGAAAAUACCUGGAGUCAAGACAGGCUUUUUUAACUGGAUGAAUGUGUGGAAAUUUAUUAAAAUCUGACCAUUUAAAUAUCCAUAAUACUACCCCAAAUCAUUUUCAGUUGUACUGAUGUCAUACAUAGGGGAUGAGAUUUAUUGCUACAACACAAGAGUUUGAGAAAUGUAUGCCUCUGCACUUUUCACAAAACUAAUCACAUCUCUAGUGAUGUAUAAGUGAGAAAGCUGUAAGAAACUGAGAGAAGUGUUCAACCAGCUUUGCUCUGAGGAUAUUGCAAGAAAAGAACUCCUAAGAAAACAGUUUAAUCCAUUUCAGAGUUUAAAUGUCAGUCAUAGGUGACACGAAUUAGGACAAGGACUCAGACUGGGAAUCAUAAAGCAUAGUCCAAAAGUCUUAGUGCACUUUUAAGCUCUAGUAACUUAAAGACCGUUGCUGUUGCUAUCUUCACAGCUACUUAAACAACAAUGAAAAAAAACCCUAAGAAGUAUUAUAAAAAGUCACAAGACUAUGGAAGUAUGGAAUGUAGGCAAGCAAACCUCCAAAUGAUGAAUGUUCUUUGCAAGCUUGCUGCAUUUAGACCUUGUGGUUAUUAAAGUUUAAAACUGUUCUAAGACUUUUGGGAUACUCUUGAUGGAAAUGUUAUGAUCAGGAAAUUAGCCCAAAGGAGUUACUGUACUCUCCCUUUUUUAUAAAGACCUUCCUUGUGGGUAUUGAAUAACACACACACACACACACACACACACACACACACACACACACACUAUCUGGGUUGUGCUUUUUCCUUCCCAACUUCGUUAUCUUGGCUAUAGAGAAAUCCAUCAGCCAAGAUAGUUGAUAUAGCUGUUCUAGAAAUAAACUCCAGUGGCCACUUUAAA
This is a messenger RNA of Acinonyx jubatus (cheetah), 2319 nucleotides long. It is a transcript of the gene DNAJC28, whose product is annotated as DnaJ heat shock protein family (Hsp40) member C28. The record is from RefSeq and is a predicted model, not a curated record. The coding region runs from base 347 to 1507 and encodes 386 amino acids. NCBI's taxonomy places the organism in Eukaryota, Metazoa, Chordata, Mammalia, Carnivora, Felidae. The transcript has 2 exons.